Molecule: messenger RNA, 997 nt
Organism: Daldinia decipiens
Lineage: Eukaryota; Fungi; Ascomycota; Sordariomycetes; Xylariales; Hypoxylaceae
Exons: 1
Coding region: 293-547 (84 amino acids)
Source: RefSeq, a predicted model, not a curated record
AGAGUUUGUAAAAUAGGUAUAUCAGUUAAUGCCUCGCUUAGUUAACAGGAUCAUGCAAGAUGAUGGUAUGAUGUAAGCUGCCCCUGGCUUGCUUUGCUUGGUAACGAGUUUAAGCCCUACAUGUACGAAGUACUGCUGUUUCUUGAUCCCGGGAGCUCUAUGUACAAUACGGAAUACCUACCUAGAAAAGACGCUGUUUAGCUAUUAUACAAUACUACUACAUACGGCUGACUCCGUACCCGAAAUACAAGAUUGGAUAGUUAAACAGAUAUUACCAUGUACGUAUCUGACUAUGUUAGAAACGGUCGCCAUAAUUUUGCAACAAAUAUUUAUAGUAACCACCCUAAUAUUGCUAAGCCAUCAAGCCAUUAUACAUAGUGUAAAAGAUCAGACCAAUACAGUAGAUAUCUGCAUAUUCAACUGUCCGACAUUUUCUAGCCUCCCCACCCUGUCCGGACUAUCAUCAUCUCUUAUGUACAGGAGCCGGCUGAAAGCUAGUCCUUUAGUUGAUGGCCAUAUACACACACUCAAGAAGAAGCUAUUCUGAACUUGGUUUCAACGGAACUGAAACUCGAGUUAUUUCCACUUGGAGAUAUUUCUUUUUGAGCCGCCAGGCGCUCCAGUGGGCCAACAUAUAAACUUGAGACGGCGGCGGCUUGGGGCGAGUUUGCAAAUCUUGACCGUUGAUCUCGCGGAGCUAACCGGUCCUGAGGCUCCAACUAGAAGUCUAAGUCGAGAGGGAUGCGCUUUUACCAGCCAAACUUGGUAGUGCCAUGAGCGGAAAAGAAGAUCGACAAAGGCUGAUGUAUAGGUACAUGGACGUUAGAAAUAGCCAUUGACCUGGGUAUGAGCGGGACACGACCUUAUCGAAAUUAAACGAUCUUCAAAAUCCCAAUUUGGGUGACGAAUGCAACACGUUAAUCGCAAAGUGACAGGAGUGGAUAAGCCAGUGGGAGAUGUAUGUACAUAGACAGAUUACAUUGUACAUAGUAGAGAC